CUCGGCGAUGUACAAGAUGUUUUAUCGUGAAACUAAAGGCACCAUCCACAUCGCACACCACUGACACCAGCAGACAGACUGAGAAGAUGUGGAGGACCGAAGAUCCGCGUGUCAAACUAGACUACACGCAGAGGAAAAAAGAAGCAGUCUGGGGCAGAAAGAUGACCUGUGAUUGGCUACUGGGCAUUUAAAGCAAUGAUGGACAGACUAAAACAAACAUUAAAACAUCCACACGGACCACAUAUAACACAAGGUUGCUCACAGAGCUCAACUACAGAUCAUCUAAACAGUAUUGAUUGCCAUUAUCCAUCAGCAUGUGGAUCAUUCAGAGAAUGCAGGAGGGUGCAGAAAGCCUUCCAUUGCACAUCAGUCACCUCAUCAGCAAGAACAAAGAGGAGAUUUCUGCAAAGACCAGCAUCUUCAAUAAACUGCACAACAAUGUGCUCACGCCUGAUAAAAUCCCAGACUUUUUCCUGCCUCCCAAGUUGACCAAGCGCUGCCUUGUGGCAGACGCCAAAAAAAUUUCACAGUGUCUGAGUGAAGAAAUAAAAGGUCUUAGCUGUGGAAAACUAGCAGCGUCCAGGCCCGGCCAGCGAGCAAGUCUGAACAAAUCUACAGCAGCCUUGAAUAAACUUAAACCGAUCCCGUAUUCGCUAAAGUGCUACGAGUCUGGUUUGUUCGAGAGUCCGAACACACGUCGCAAAGAGUCUCUGUUUCAUUCCACGCUUACUAGUUAUACGCUGGAGCGAAUGACCAUCAGAGCACCAAAGCUUGCAUGCAGGUCACUGCUGAAGGCGGCCAGCACUGAGAGUGACACGCCUUCUGCUGACUCCACCCCUCAUUCAUCGCCACCGCCAAUCAGAAGAGAGAAUUUCAAAAAUGAAUGUUUAAAGCCAGGAGAUCCACCCGAGCACAACCUCAGAGAUGACAGAGUUUUCUCCGAUCUAGACAAAAAGCCUCCCAUGCCAAGAGUUCCUCAACGCACUAAGGUCAUUCAGGCCUCUAGGUCUGCAAAGCUAGCCCCGCCCAUUCAGUGCCCACUUGACAUGCUACACUGCCAGGAACGCUUCCAUCAGGAGCACGUCCUUCCCCUUCCACAGAGAGGUCGUGUACGCCUCUCCGCCUUCCGGUCCAGCGCCACCGGGUGCUCCGCUACAGUCCGCAUCCGUGUGGUCUCGAUAGAAGGCUUGAGAGAGCCCGGUGACCUUCGACCUCUGACCUGCAGCUUGACCCUGAGUCUUAAUCCCGGCAAACUGCAGCGGCAGCACAGCGCAAUCAUCAGGAACUGUCGUAACCCUGUGUUCAAUGAAGAUUUCUUCUUCACAGAGCCUGAGGAGCAGGAGCGAGGCCUGAGAGGUUUAGACCUCAGACUGAAGGUACUGGAUAAGGCCUCGGGUCUGGGGAGAGGUGUGGUAUUGGGAAUUGUGGUAAAACCUCUCUGUCAACUGUUGCCGCUGUAAGACGCUCAAACAUACACACACUGAAAAUACGCUCUGGCUUUUAGGGGUCUUUUGUCAACAAAUUUCCUGUAAUUCUGAACCAUUGACUGUAAUGUGGAUCUGUGCAAUGCAAGAAAGGUUUAUAGAGAUUUAUAGGACAAACAAAAAUCAAUUGACAAAGAAAGCCUCCGACCAGUUAUAGACAGAGAUACUGGUACAAUAUAUUAUGAUAAACGUAUUGAAAUUUUGGUUUUGUAAAAAAAUAUUUGGUAGCAUUUUGAGCUGUUUUUUUUAUUUUUAUGUUAGAAAACUACAGGCCUGAUUUGUUAUACAGGCAGUUCUUCUAACUAAAAAUAGAAUUUACACCUUUUUUCUUUAGCUGCAAAGAUUGUACAGUAAGAUUUUAAAAAGGUCAAUGUUAAUAAAUGUACUUCAUUUGAUUUGCCUGAAUAAAGUGCUGCUGUAUAAUAUUAAACCAAAGAGACGCCUCAUACAGUGACAAGUUCUGAAGAUUGAUCAUCACAUUGCUUGCAUUGCUCAUCGUUGUUUUUGUAAAUUGUUUAUUGGUGUUUUAGAAUUUUUUUCACAUAUCCAAAUCUCAACAAUACCAGGAUCUGUAUCUUUCACAAAUGUACAGACUGACAAUAAACUGAUGGGUUUUUGUUUUUUUACUCGUGUUCUACUGUGAUUUUAAGCAUGAACAAAAUGAUAGACAUAAGAUGUAAAUCCACGAAAUGUGCAUAAUUAAAUAUUUAUAUGCAGUAUAUUACUGUUUUUAUACAAGUAAUAAAGAAGAUUGACUUUUAAAA
Messenger RNA from Triplophysa rosa, 2248 nucleotides. RefSeq names its product C2 calcium-dependent domain-containing protein 4D. Bases 315 to 1460 code for a protein of 381 amino acids. The transcript is spliced from 3 exons. The record is from RefSeq and is a predicted model, not a curated record. Lineage: Eukaryota; Metazoa; Chordata; Actinopteri; Cypriniformes; Nemacheilidae.